Messenger RNA from Rhinopithecus roxellana (golden snub-nosed monkey), 3370 nucleotides. RefSeq names its product periostin (gene POSTN). NCBI's taxonomy places the organism in Eukaryota, Metazoa, Chordata, Mammalia, Primates, Cercopithecidae. The transcript has 23 exons. The coding region runs from base 119 to 2629 and encodes 836 amino acids. Gene Ontology annotation, molecular function: protein binding. The record is from RefSeq and is a predicted model, not a curated record.
AGAUUCUCAGGUUGAUGCAGUGUUCCCUCCCACAACUCUGACAUGUAUAUAAAUUCAGAGCUCUGCAAAGCCCACUGCCAGUUCUCUUCGGGGACUAACUGCAACGGAGAGACUCAAGAUGAUUCCCUUCUUACCCAUGUUUUCUCUUCUAUUGCUGCUUGUUGUUAACCCUGCAAAUGCCAACAGUCAUUAUGACAAGAUCUUGACUCAUAGUCGUAUCAGGGGUCGGGAACAAGGCCCGAAUGUCUGUGCCCUUCAACAGAUUUUGGGCACCAAAAAGAAAUACUUCAGCACUUGUAAGAACUGGUAUAAAAAGUCCAUCUGUGGACAGAAAGCGACUGUGUUGUAUGAAUGUUGCCCUGGUUAUAUGAGAAUGGAAGGAAUGAAAGGCUGCCCAGCAGUUUUGCCCAUUGACCAUGUUUACGGCACUCUGGGUAUCGUGGGAGCCACCACAACGCAGAGCUAUUCUGAUGCCUCAAAACUGAGGGAGGAGAUUGAGGGAAAGGGAUCCUUCACUUACUUCGCACCGAGUAAUGAGGCUUGGGACAACUUGGAUUCUGAUAUCCGUAGAGGUUUGGAGAGCAACGUGAAUGUUGAAUUACUGAAUGCUUUACAUAGCCACAUGAUUAAUAAGAGAAUGUUGACCAAGGACUUAAAAAAUGGCAUGAUUAUUCCUUCAAUGUAUAACAAUUUGGGGCUUUUCAUUAACCAUUAUCCUAAUGGGGUUGUCACUGUUAAUUGUGCUCGAAUUAUCCAUGGGAACCAGAUUGCAACAAAUGGUGUGGUCCAUGUCAUUGACCGUGUCCUUACACAAAUUGGUACCUCAAUUCAAGACUUCAUUGAAGCAGAAGAUGACCUUUCAUCUUUUAGAGCAGCUGCCAUCACAUCGGACAUAUUGGAGGCCCUUGGAAGAGAUGGUCACUUCACACUCUUUGCUCCCACCAAUGAGGCUUUUGAGAAACUCCCACGAGGUGUCCUAGAAAGGAUCAUGGGAGACAAAGUGGCUUCUGAAGCUCUUAUGAAGUAUCACAUCUUAAAUACUCUCCAGUGUUCUGAGUCUAUUAUGGGAGGAGCCGUCUUUGAGACGCUGGAAGGAAAUACAAUUGAGAUAGGAUGUGACGGUGACAGCAUAACAGUAAAUGGAAUCAAAAUGGUGAACAAAAAGGAUAUUGUGACAAAUAAUGGUGUGAUCCAUUUGAUUGAUCAGGUCCUAAUUCCUGAUUCUGCCAAACAAGUUACUGAGCUGGCUGGAAAACAGCAAACCACUUUCACGGAUCUUGUGGCCCAAUUAGGCUUGGCAUCGGCUCUGAGGCCAGAUGGAGAAUACACUUUGCUGGCACCUGUGAAUAAUGCAUUUUCUGAUGAUACUCUGAGCAUGGAUCAGCGCCUUCUUAAAUUAAUUUUGCAGAAUCACAUAUUGAAAGUAAAAGUUGGCCUUAAUGAGCUUUACAAUGGACAAAUACUGGAAACCAUUGGAGGCAAACAGCUCAGAGUCUUCGUAUAUCGUACAGCUGUCUGCAUUGAAAAUUCAUGCAUGGAGAGAGGGAGUAAGCAAGGGAGAAAUGGUGCUAUUCACAUAUUCCGCGAGAUCAUCCAGCCAGCAGAGAAAUCCCUCCAUGAAAAGUUAAAACAAGAUAAGCGCUUUAGCACCUUCCUCAGCCUACUCGAAGCUGCAGACUUGAAAGAGCUCCUGACACAACCUGGAGACUGGACGUUAUUUGUGCCAACCAAUGAUGCUUUUAAGGGAAUGACUAGUGAAGAAAAAGAAAUUCUGAUACGGGACAAAAAUGCUCUUCAAAACAUCAUUCUUUAUCACCUGACACCAGGAGUUUUCAUUGGAAAAGGAUUUGAACCUGGCGUUACUAACAUUUUAAAGACCACACAAGGAAGCAAAAUCUUUCUGAAAGAAGUAAAUGACACACUUCUGGUGAAUGAACUGAAAUCAAAAGAAUCUGACAUCAUGACAACAAAUGGUGUAAUUCAUGUUGUAGAUAAACUCCUCUAUCCAGCAGAUGCACCUGUUGGAAAUGAUCAACUGCUGGAAAUACUUAAUAAAUUAAUCAAAUACAUCCAAAUUAAGUUUGUUCGUGGUAGCACCUUCAAAGAAAUCCCCGUGACUGUCUAUACAACUAAAAUUAUAACCAAAGUUGUGGAACCAAAAAUUAAAGUGAUUGAAGGCAGUCUUCAGCCUAUUAUCAAAACUGAAGGACCCACAAUAACAAAAGUCAAAAUUGAAGGUGAACCUGAAUUCAGACUGAUAAAAGAAGGUGAAACAAUAACUGAAGUGAUCCAUGGAGAGCCAAUUAUUAAAAAAUACACCAAAAUCAUUGAUGGAGUGCCUGUGGAAAUAACUGAAAAAGAGACACGAGAAGAACGAAUCAUUACAGGUCCUGAAAUAAAAUACACUAGGAUUUCUACUGGAGGCGGAGAAACAGAAGAAACACUGAAGAAAUUGUUCCAAGAAGAGGUCACCAAGGUCACCAAAUUCAUUGAAGGUGGUGAUGGUCAUUUACUUGAAGAUGAAGAAAUUAAAAGACUGCUUCAGGGAGACACACCUGUGAGGAAGUUACAAGCCAACAAAAAAAUUCAAGGAUCUAGAAGACGAUCAAGGGAAGGUCGUUCUCAGUGAAAAUCCAAAAACCAGACAAAAAUGUUUAUACAACCCUAAAUCAACCUGUCCUUAGAAAAUUGUGAGAGCCAAGCUGACUUCAGGAACUGAAGCAUCAGCACAAAGAACCAAACAUCAAAUAAUUCUGAACACAAAUUUUAUAUUUUUUUUCGGAAUGAGAAAUGAGAGAAAUUGUGGAGUUAGCCUCCUGUGGUAAAGGAAUAUGAAGAAAAUAUAACACCUUACAUGCUUUUUCAACUUAAAAGUUCUGGCUGACUUUGGAAUCCAUCAGAGAAAAAUGCUUGUCACCAGAUUCAUUACAAUUCAAAUCGAAGAGUUGUGAACUGUUAUCCCAUUGAAAAGACCGAGCCUUGUAUGUAUGUUAUGGAUACAUAAAAUGUAUGCAAGCAGUUAUCUCUCCAUGGGAAGCUAAGUUAUAAAAAUAGGUGCUUGGUGUACAACAAAACUUUUUACAUCAAAAAGGCUUUGCACAUUUCUAUAUGAGUGGGUUUACUGGUAAAUUAUGUUAUUUUUUACAACUAAUUUUGUACUCUCAGAAUGUUUGUCAUAUGCUUCUUGCAAUGUAUAUUUUUUAAUCUCAAAUGUUUCAAUAAAACCAUUUUUCAGGUAUAAAGAGAAUUACUUCAAAUUGAGUAAUUCAGAAAAACUCAAGAUUUAAGUUAAAAAGUGGUUUGGACUUGGGAACAGGACUUUAUACCUCUUUUACUGUAACAAGUAUUCAUUAAAGGAAAGUGAAUGAAA